Messenger RNA from Impatiens glandulifera, 3708 nucleotides. Its product is annotated as RRP12-like protein. The coding region runs from base 37 to 3480 and encodes 1147 amino acids. The transcript is spliced from 18 exons. The record is from RefSeq and is a predicted model, not a curated record. NCBI's taxonomy places the organism in Eukaryota, Viridiplantae, Streptophyta, Magnoliopsida, Ericales, Balsaminaceae.
AAAACCAAAACCCUUAGUCGUUUCCUAGCAUCAUCCAUGAAAACCCCAGCAGAAGGCGCUAGUGAAAAAGACAUGGAAGAACAUUCAACGGAACUCCGCCAAGAUGAUGCCGACGCCGGCUUCAGUCCCUCCAUCGACAUUUGCCAGCAGCUCCUCCACCGUUAUGUCAAGUCAUCUUCACCGCAGCAUCGUCAUCUAUGCGCCAUCGCCGCCGCCACUCGUUCUAUACUCAACUCUGACUCUCUACCUCUUAGUCCUAUCUCUUACUUCGCAGCAUCCAUAUCGACUCUCUCCUCCUCCGAAGCACUUGAUUCAGACGCCAUUACUGCCCUUACAUCGUUCCUAGCUAUUGUGCUCCCGCUAGUUCCUACAGGGUCUUCAUCGAUUUCUCCUGAGAAGGCUAUCUCUGCCAUUGAUGUUCUUGUUGAGCUGGUGGAGAGGCAAGGGGAUGUCAUAUCAACUGCUAGUGCCAGGGCUGUUGUGAAAAGCUUAGGGCUUUUGCUGGAGUUCUGUGAUUUGGAAGAUUUGGUGCCUGUUAAACGUGGGUUUCGGAUUCUUCUGCGUUUCUCCCUCGACAAAAAGCCAAAGGUACGGAAAUAUGCACAAGAUUCAUUUGUUAAGGCGUUCAACUCCUUUGAAUCUCCCAUUGUUAAGAAGGAGGCAAGUAAAAUAGUACUCAAUGUUCUAAAGAGGUACAUGCCUUUGGCAGUGAAAUUAAGUGCUCAGAGAGUUUCAAACGGAGUUACAAAAGAGGUCUCAUCAAAACCUGAGCACCUUGAGGUUGUCCACAUGCUGAAUAUAGUGAAACAUGUUCUUCCACAUCUGACUGUCAAAUCCUGUCAAAAACUGCUACCUGGACUGAUUAGUUUGAUGACAUCUCACUAUUCAUUGUUGACAAGACACAUCUUCAGUCUUAUAGGAGCCGUUUUUGAAACAUGGAAAUCUGAGUCUAUAAUUCCAGAGACUGAGAGCAUUAUAAAAGCCAUGACAUCAUAUAUAUCAUUAGGGCGAAAAAAUCCGGUUGAUACUAUUGUGUCUGCAGCAAACUUGUUGAAAAAUGCUCAUAGAAAGCUUAAAUUCGAUGAAGCAAUGGACAAACUCCCUUUAGUAUUUAGUUCUAUAGCAGGUCUUCUGACCUCUGAGGCUACUGCUUCACAGGCCUCAAGUAUCUUGAGAGAGAUCAUUGUCUGUGAGCUGGAUGGAAGAGAUCUUUUUACAUUGGAUAAUAGUUCAUCUGAUGAUUUACUUGAUCAAGGGAAUGAAACAACUGUAGUAAAAUCUACAUGCGUUCUUUUGGAGAAUUUGCUGGAUCGUGGGAUUCUAAGUGAACAUGUUUUGACAGUCAUAUCGGCUUUAUUUACCAAAUUAGGUGCUUCAUCAUACCUGUACCUGAGGGAUAUAAUACUCAAACUUGCUGCUGCAACCCUCACCUUACAAGAUAAGUCCAAACUAAAACAUCUUCACGAAUGUAUUGGAUCUGCUGUUAUUGCAAUGGGGCCAGAGAAGAUGCUUACUCUUCUUCCUAUUUCCUACAACCUAGAAGAUCACAGUUAUUCAAAUGUGUGGAUGAUUUCAAUUUUAAAGAAUUAUGUUGUUGGUUCAUCCCUAGGGUUCUUUAUGGAGCAUAUUAUGCCUAUUGCCAAGUCUUUUCAGCAAGCUUCUUCUAAAGUAAAAGAGUCAGCAGUUCGUGAAGAUCUGCAGGCUUAUGCUCAUAGUUGCUGGGCUUUAUUGCCCUCCUUCUGUCGCUACCCCACGGACAUAUGUCAAAACUUUGAAUGUUUGACAAAAAUUCUGAAAUCCAUCCUCGCAAAGGAUUCAAUGAUGGUUGAGAACAUUGCUUUGGCUUUGAAGGAACUCGUAUAUAGCAAUGUAAAUGUGCUGAGAUCUUCUGCAAAACACAACGAGUUUGCAAUGCUUCCAGAGGUUAGCAACAAUGACUAUAUUUCAAUAGCUACAAUAAACAGAAGGCCCCCUUACACUAAGAAGACAGCGACAAGAAACAUCAAGACAUUAGAGUUGUACUCAAAAGAGUUGCUUGAGAUCUUGACAAAUGUAUUCCUAGAUUCAUAUUCUGAGAAGCGUCCAUAUUUAAAGGAUGCAAUUAGAUGCUUGGCAACUAUCAGUGAUACUUCUGUAAGGGAAAUGAUAUUGAAGUCAUCGUUGGACAAAUGUCAGAUAAUAAGUACUUCAGAUGUAAAUGGAGAGUCAGAGAAGCAAAUGGAUGUUCCAUCUACUAAUGAAGACAAAAGUUUGUCGUUGAAGGAAAAAGGCUUGAAGAGGUGCCUAAUACUGGAGCUCGCAUACUUACUUGUUGAUGGAGCAAGUGAGGAGAUGGUUCCAUUGUUUCUUAGGAUUGUAAAGAAUGCUCUAGAGGGAAGCGAUGGAUUUGCUGAAAGUGAAGCCUACUUGACCUUGAGCUGUAUUUUAGAGGAACAUUCUUCGGCCAUUUCUUCCCAUGAUGUUGAACUUCUGGAUCUUGUGCUUAAGAUGAAGCCACCAACUAAUAUCACGUCUCGCAAAAGACGUUUUUCUUGCUUGAAGAUAUUUUUUGUUCAUGAAAUCAAGAAAACUCUGGAUGAGGAAAACACAAAGGCUUUCCUAAUUCUAAACGAAAUUAUAUCCGCUAUAAAAGAUUCUACAGAAGAAGCUAGGGAGGCUGCUUACAGUAUAUUACUUGAAAUAGAUGCCAGCUUACGGGAUUCUUCAUCUGCUAUUUCUGAUGGACAUCAUGAGAAAUUUGUCAACAUGAUAAUGGGAUACCUUUCGGGUUCCUCACCCCACAUAAGAAGUGGGGUAGUUUCAGCAUUAUCAAUCUUAGUAUACAACAAUGCCGCAAUAACCCAUUCUAUAGAAGAUCUUGUACCAUCCGUUCUGGCAUUGUUGGAAAAUAAAGCUAUUGAAGUUGUAAAAGCUGUCCUAGGCUUUGUCAAAGUUGUAGUUUCAUGCCAUGAAGUGAAAGACAUACAAAAGUUUCUUCCUGAAAUUCUCAAAGGAGUUCUACCUUGGUCUUCUGUGUCGAAACAUCACUUCAAAUCCAAGGUUGCACUUAUCUUAGAGAUCUUAAUACGUAAAUGUGGCAUUCCAAUGGUUCAGUCUCUUACACCUGAGAAAUUUAGGAAUUUCAUCAAGACUGUUUCUGAGAAUCGACGGAGAAAGGAGGGUACAAAGGAAACCGGCUCUUUCAAUUUGCCACAACCAAGUGUUCCAGAAUCCUCGUUCAGGCAACGAAAGAGGAAACAGGUCGACUCGGGCAAUCAGGGAGAUAAUAACCAGAUGGAAUCUAGAAAGAAAAAAUGGGGGUCUGAGAAACCGAAAGGACCUAUCAAGAGAAACAAUCACGUUAAUGGUAAUAAUAAUAGUAACCGUGGGAAACAGCCUGGGGCAAGUCAAGCAAGAGAUUCAAAGAGGAAAAUGGUGGAUAGAAAGAAUGGUGAUUUCGGUAGACAAACAAAGCGAAAAACAUCAUCAGGUAGAGACUGAAAACAGCUAGCCUGCAAGAGGGGGUCGUGAUGUUGGGAUUUGGGCUCAAAGUAAGGGUUGGAGCCUCCAACCGAUAAGCAAAAGUCCUCAAUUUUGUUAGAUUGAAAAUGUAUUUUAUUAUUCUACAGCACAGCACAUGAGUAACACAAAUUUUGGAACAUGUUAAUUGAAUUGAUGAUCUCAAAAACCCUUUACCAUUAGUAAUCUUAUGGAGAUUGAUUUUCAGUA